AAGCAAGAACCAUGCAGAAAAUGGCAUCUUGAUAGACCACUCUUUGAUCCUAUUACUCGAGCAUUUCCCGUUGAGCGAUUUCUUCUCUCCUCCCCGCUGCCAAAUCGGUUCUUUGGUCCAAUGGCGCCGGGAGCCGGGACGGCGGCGGCGGCCAAGAACCCUACCAAAACCCUCGCCGCCACCCUCCUCCUCGUCCUCCUGCUCGCCGACCUCCCGCUCUGCGCCUCCCAGCCGCCGCUGCACUCCCAGCCCCUGCCCGCCACGCAGUCCCCGGCCGCGCCCCUGCCGCCGCCGCAGCCCAGGGCCCCCCACGCGCGGGCCGGCGGCGCCGCCCGCCUCCGCCGCAUCGCGCUCGGGGUCCUCCUCGGCUCGCUCGCCGGCUUCCUCCUCUCCCUCGCCUUCCUCUACGCCAUCCGCGUCGCCGUGCUCCAUGCCGGGAACGCGCCGGCCGUCGCCCGGGGCCCCGUCUCCUUCACGCCGCAAAUCUCGCCCAAGAGCCUCCAGUGCGCGCUCCCCUCCGCGCGCCCGCUCGCGCGCGGGCCCCGCGGGACGUACCACAAGCUCGACCUCGACGGCGACGUCACCGUCGCCGUCAAGGUGCUCGACCUUGCCGCCGCCAGCCGCGCCUCGCCCUCGCCCUCGCCCUCGCCCUCGCGGCCGGCGAGCGGCUCCAAGUCCGACAUGCGGAGGGUGCAGCGGCAGCUGGAGCUGCUCGCCCGGGUGCGGCACCUCAACGUGAUGAGCCUCAAGGCCUACGUCCGCGACGCCGACCGGCUCUCGCUCGUCUACGACUUCGUCCCGGGGGGCAGCCUCGAGGACGUGAUGAAGAGGGUGAGGUCGCAGCAGGUGAGCCUCAGCUGGGACACCAGGAACAGGAUUGCGGCCGGGGUGGCCAAGGGACUGCGCCACCUGCACUUCGAGUGCAACCCCAGGAUACUGCAUUGCAACCUCAAGCCGUCGAAUGUGAUGCUGGAGGAAGGCUUCGAACCGGUGCUGGCGGAUUGCGGGGUUGCGAGGCUGCUCGAUUCGGGUUCGCCUGAUCCGGAGUCGUCCGGUAGCCUCUACACUGCUCCAGAGUGCUACCAAAGUAGCAGGUACACAGAUAAGUGCGACGUCUAUGCUUUCGGCAUGAUCCUCGGCGUUCUGCUCACCGGGAAAGACCCCGCAGACCUGUUUUUCUCAGGAGAAAGUGGACGGGGCAGCCUGGCACGAUGGCUCCGUCACAUGCAGCAUUCCGGCGACAUGAAAGAAGCGCUGGACAGCAGCAUUGUAGGGGAGGAGGUCGACGAGGAGGAGAUGGUGAUGGCCGUCAGGGUCGCCAUCGUGUGCCUCUCGGAGCUGCCAGCCGAUCGGCCAUCCAGCGACGAACUCGUAGCCAUGCUCGCCCAGCUCCACAGCUUCUAACUGCCAUCGUCGUUGCUGGAAAUUUCUGAACUUCAGAACACCCGUAUGAUAUUCCAUCUCGCGAGUCGCGAGACGACGCAGAGUGGCGCAGGAUCAUCAACCGCCGAAUUCAGUGUCCUGAGCUGAAUUCAGAUGGGAGCCAGCAAUGUAGAGGCCAAGCCAAGCAAGUGUGGCAAAAUAGCUGCCCAUCAGCUUCAUGGCGCAUGCUGGUGGUUGAAUGAGCUUCAUGUAAGAUGAUGAUGGUGAUGUUCUGGCCAUGGAUGAGCCUGGGGACAACAAAUGUGCAUAUAUGUAGUAGUAUGUGUUCUGUAGAAUGGUGCAUAUCUUCUUGUUGGAUCUCCCUUUGCUGUAGGGGGAGGGUGAUGUUUUGUCCUGUGCAUUGACCCAUCAGAGACAUGGGCCCCUCUCUCAGCUUGCCCAUGGCCUGGUGUCCGUCCGUUCGACAAGCGCGGUCGGGCCCAUCACGGGUUUGGGCAUCAUUUCUCUUCAUGUCACAUGUCUCACCACUCCGACUCGUCCUAAUCCGUACCGUACCUGGC
Molecule: messenger RNA, 1943 nt
Organism: Triticum aestivum (bread wheat)
Lineage: Eukaryota; Viridiplantae; Streptophyta; Magnoliopsida; Poales; Poaceae
Product: inactive leucine-rich repeat receptor-like protein kinase CORYNE
Exons: 2
Coding region: 121-1404 (427 amino acids)
Biological process (GO): protein phosphorylation
Cellular component (GO): membrane
Molecular function (GO): ATP binding; protein kinase activity
Source: RefSeq, a predicted model, not a curated record